Messenger RNA from Phytophthora nicotianae INRA-310, 1506 nucleotides. RefSeq lists its product as hypothetical. The record is from RefSeq and is a predicted model, not a curated record. The transcript has a single exon. Gene Ontology annotation, molecular function: aminoacyltransferase activity. NCBI's taxonomy places the organism in Eukaryota, Oomycota, Peronosporomycetes, Peronosporales, Peronosporaceae. The coding region runs from base 38 to 1396 and encodes 452 amino acids.
CCUGACCACGCAACAGCCGAUAGAAAGCAAGCUCUUCAUGCGCUGCUUCCGCUUCGGUUUCACGGCCAUCGUCGCGCUUCACCUGCAGAUAAACGCGGUAACCGCUUUGUCGCUCAAUGAUGACCCGAUCACAAAAUCUACCUCGUGCGAUCUCGGCAACAAGAAUUUUCCAGGCCGAGGAACUGAGAUUGAAGACGACGGUACGUGCACGGUCACAGUGCCAGAGAACCCAAGCACUGCGAACCGCAAACUGGAGUCCAUCUUGAACGAAGACAUCGCCAAACUGGAGGAGUUUUUCAAAUUCAAGAUGGAGGUGAAGCUUAAGAACUUGCCCACCUCGGCUACGUAUAAGCCAUCACCAUGGGCUGGUUCGAACUGGCCUGCUUACCAGGACGGGAUCAACCACAAGUGGAACAAAGACCAACCGAGCCCUGCUGAGAAGUACGCGACGGCUUUCAAUCUGAACGUGAAAGCCUUCAUGGACAAUGUUUCGGCUCUAAACGGAGUUGACUCGAGGAGUAGCCGAUCGGUAUGCACUUCUGACAAGGAGUGCUUUGACCCCGACGUCGACACGGUGUGUGGUAUGCGUGAUGGUGCAAGUUCAGGAUACUGCAUCCCGACCUGGCACGGCAUUUGCCACGCGUGGGCAGCCGCUGCCAUUUUUGAACGAGAGCCUAACUGCCCCGUCACGUUUAACGGGAUCACGUUCCAGCCUAUGGAUAUCAAGGCGUUGGUUACUACUGUUUAUGACGACUCAAACAUCUCCACCGUCUUUACUGGCGCACGCUACAAUGGCUACAACGACUCGAUUGAUGAGUACGGCAGUCACACGGAUGAAUCAUAUCGUGACCUCAACCCCGGGUUUUUCCACAUUGCCGCUUCUAACCUCCUGGGUUUGCUGAAUAAAACGUUUAUCAUCGACAGAGAUGCUGGCACCGAGGUCUGGAACCAGCCUGUAGUCGGCUUCAAGGUGUAUGAGCAAACAGCUAUGACCCUAGAGAAGGCUGCGCAGACCUUCUAUGGGCUUCCAGAUUACCCGUGGAAUAAUGCCUCCAAGAGCAUCGUGUAUACGAAGUCACGUCUGUCGUGGAUCAACGAGACAUACACGGACGGUGGCCUUGUGGCGUCAGGCCUGAACGAAAACUUUACCGUCGGAGCGGACUAUGACUACCUUCUGGAACUAGAUGAAAACGAGGAGAUUAUCGGUGGUGAAUGGUUGUAUGGGUCGCAUGAUAACCACCCCGAUUUUCUUUGGCUGUUGAAGGAGAAGCCAGCAUUUGAUACCGCUAUCAGUAUUGGCUUGAGCUAUGCUAAUGUGACCAUGCUACUCGAGAAGGCAGUUGACUGCUUCGACGCUCCUCUGACUGUGAGAUUGAACACGCACAAGGCUACUUAGAUUUUAGCAUAGUAGAUGGUCUUCUCCAGACUGGAAUGCAGUCUAAACAAAAUGAAGAAAAUGAAGGAAGCACGGACACAGGCAAAGUAACAGAACAGGUUCCAAAUACA